UUCUCACCCUCCCGGAAGUGCGUGGCUCUGAGUAAAUAUGGCGCACAGAGCAGUACAUGUACCAGUCGUAUGCAUCGCUUCAAUCUAUUCGUUUACUGCAUUGUGUUUGUCCAUUGUCGUCGCGUUUGCAGCAUUUGAAGUAGGACACGCCGACAAUGCGUUCAGCGCGAGCCGCACGGCUCCCGUAGCCGUCGCCGCGGCUCGGGACCUACGGUACCUUUUGUAUGACGUGAACCCCCCGGAGGGCUUCAAUCUGCGGAGAGAUGUCUAUAUCCGCAUGGCCUCCCUGGUGAAGACUUUGAGGAAGGAGGGGGAUGACUGGGUAUUGGUGCUGCCCCCAUGGGGUCGUCUCUACCACUGGCAGAGCUCCAACGUCCACCAGAUUCGCAUCCCGUGGGGGGAGUUCUUCAGUCUCACUAGCCUGCAAGCCAAUGUGCCUGUCAUUGAGUACGAGGAAUUCAUCGCUGAAAAUGGAGGCCCAUUUAUAGACCAGGUUCUGGUACUGCAAAACUACGCUGAGGGAUGGACUGAUGGGAAAUGGGAGGAAAAAGUUGAUGAGCGGCCGUGCAUCGACAAGUUGAUGUACUCCAAAGAUAAACAGGGUUACUCCAGGGGCUGGUUUUGGGGCUACGAGGAGACAAGAGCUCAAAACGUAACCUGUAUAUCAGCCCAAGGCCAUGCCUCCAUCAUGUCUCCAGUUCUUCAGAAAAAUAUCACAGUGACAUCAGUUAUGCUUGACCGAGCAGAGACACUUCUCCAUGAUCACUAUGCUGGAAAGGAUUACUGGGAUACCCGUCGCAGCAUGGUUUUUUCCAAGCACCUGAGACUUAUUGGAGAUGACUUCAGAGAAAAGUACCUGAAUUCUACAGAUGACAGAGACCAUACCAUUUACAGUGAGGAUUGGACUCGCAUGAAAGCCAAGCUAGGAUCAGCUAAAGGUGGUCCAUAUCUGGGGGUCCACUUACGCAGGAAAGACUUCAUCUGGGGUCACAGAGAGGAUGUACCAAGCCUGAAGGGGGCAGUGAAAAAAAUACGCAGCUUGAUGAAGAAGCAUAAACUCGACAAUGUGUUUGUUGCGACAGAUGCAGAUGAGGAAGAAUUAAGGGAGCUGAGAGGGCUGCUGCCAGACAUGGUGCGGUUUGAGCCGUCCAGAGAGGACCUGGAGCUCUUUAAAGAUGGAGGGGUGGCCAUCAUUGACCAGUGGAUAUGUGCCCAUGCAAGAUUCUUCAUAGGAACAUCCGUGUCUACCUUCUCUUUUCGGAUCCAUGAAGAGAGGGAGAUCUUGGGUUUUGACGCCACAGCUACAUACAAUCGUUUCUGUGGUGACACGGAAAAAGAAUGUGAACAGCCCACACACUGGAAAAUAGUUUUUUGAUGUGACCAAUCACUUUCCUGACACGCAAGUGCCGAAAGCAGUGUUGAAAGUGACACACAUAUGUUGUGUAUUCCAUACAAAUGUAUGGAAUACACAACAUAUUUUUAACUUUUUAUGGUUUCAGAGUUGUGCAAUCAGGUCUGUAGUGACCACUGUGACUGAACCUUAUGCUCAAAAGCCCAAGACUGGGCUGCCAAACAUGUAUUACUGUAUUGUUCAACAAGUAAAUAAAUUCUUUUUAUAUACAACUUUUGUUUUUCAAAGAUAACACCAAAUAUGAAGGAGCAUCCGGAAAUCAUUACCAUAGAAUGAAGACAAUACCUUUUUAUUUAAGGGUACCCUGUGGAGUUUUCUUUUUAAAAAGUGUUUCUUACCAAAAGUUCAAGUGUAAGUGUUAGCUCUAAUUAUCUUGUAAAAAAACAUUUACAAAGCUUAUUUUUGAAUUACUUUGAACCCUUCCAUAUUUUCAUUCAUGGUAUAGCCUUCUUUUUCACUGUCUUUUUUUAAACCCAUUAGUUUCUUAAUUAGCUUAAGGGUAUUGCGCCACUUCACUCUAUACAGUGUACUUGCAUAUGAGCCCUUGUGCCUUUGCACAAGAUACAAACAAUAACGGGAUCACUAAAACACUAAUCAGCAAUGCCACGAGUGGUAAAAGAAACCUCCACAAAUAAGCUUCCAGCUCACAAUGUGUUAAAAAUAGGUCCAUUAUGCUUGUACUUCCAACAUAUGUCAGCUCUUCCCCUCAUUUCAUAUUUUUAUGAAUGGUUUUAUUUGAUUAGAUUACAAUAUUAAUGUUGAAAAAGUAGAAAAUAUGACAUGCAUCAUAAAUAACUAUCAUGAUGAACUUUAAUGGUGCUCAUUUCUUUCAGCCUCUUAUUUUGUAUGUGGCAUUGACCACAGUACUGUUGUUGCUAAUGAUACUCCCAUUGAAAGGAUUUGAGAUGCCACGAAGGAGCCACAGUGUCUCGCCGACACUCGCCAGCCAUGAAGCUGUUCUGUUAUAACACACUGUUCACAUUUUGAUUAAUCUCUGUCUGGCAAGGGUCAUUGUCUCAGGACUUGCUUUGUACAGUUGUAUAGUUUUGAUGUUGAAUAAAAGGUUUUGGCAGAAGACA
This is a messenger RNA of Cyclopterus lumpus (lumpfish), 2490 nucleotides long. It is a transcript of the gene pofut2, whose product is annotated as protein O-fucosyltransferase 2. Gene Ontology annotation, molecular function: peptide-O-fucosyltransferase activity. The transcript is spliced from 9 exons. Gene Ontology annotation, biological process: protein O-linked glycosylation via fucose. The coding region runs from base 38 to 1375 and encodes 445 amino acids. The record is from RefSeq and is a predicted model, not a curated record. Lineage: Eukaryota; Metazoa; Chordata; Actinopteri; Perciformes; Cyclopteridae.